Molecule: messenger RNA, 1262 nt
Organism: Spodoptera frugiperda (fall armyworm)
Lineage: Eukaryota; Metazoa; Arthropoda; Insecta; Lepidoptera; Noctuidae
Product: chitin-binding domain protein cbd-1-like
Exons: 6
Coding region: 153-1262 (369 amino acids)
Cellular component (GO): extracellular region
Molecular function (GO): chitin binding
Source: RefSeq, a predicted model, not a curated record
AAUUAGCAUGACGCGUAGUCUUGUUUCGUAUUAUUAUCUGCAAUGUUUUAAUUAUAAUUUAACUGUUUAAUUUAACACCUAUUUAACGGAGUUGUUGAAAAAUGAAAUUAUACUUAAUAUACGUAUUUCUUUUCAUCUGAACCACUAACGAUAUGUACGCAGCUCUCACGUUUCUCUCGUUGGUACUUGGAUCACCAGACCAGAACCUGCCCAAUGGCUGUCCAGCAAGUUUCAACGUCAGUGUGCUCAAACCACAUGAGACAGACUGCUCGAAAUUCUACAUUUGUAACAAUGGGGAAAAGGUUGAAAUGAACUGCGCUCCAGGCACGUUAUUCGACGUGAAGAUACGAGUAUGCAACUUGCCGUUUGCAGUCGAUUGCAAAAAUUCUACAUCAAAUUCUAAUUCAACAUCAAUAUCAACAUCAACACCAAUAUCAACUUCAAUAUCAACACCAAGACCAAGAUCAACAUCAGCGCCGUCAACCACAGAAAAAUGGCCUUACUUUGAUUGUCCUCCGGACCCUACCAACAGAAUAAUCCAAAUGCCUCAUAAAACAGAUUGUGUACUCUAUUAUAAAUGCAGUAAUGCCGAAACUCGUGUGUUGCCUUGCAGCCGUGGCAAGUUGUUUGAUUACAAAAGGAAGAGAUGCGUUCCAGCACAGCUGGCGACAUGUUACCAAGAACCAACAACUAAGAGACCAACAACAAAGAGAUCAACAACAAAGAGUGCAACAACUCCGUCAACUACAGAAACUAUGCCUGACUUCGAUUGUGCCCCGGAUUCCACCGGCAAGGUGAUCCAAUUGCCACAUGAGACAGAUUGCGGGCUGUAUUACAUAUGCAGUAAUGCACAAACACUUGAGAUGCGUUGCAGCCACGGCAAGCUGUUUGAUUACAAACGACAGAUAUGUGUCAUAGCACAACUGGCAACAUGUUACCCAGAAGCAACAACAGAGGGUUCAACAACUCCGCCAACAAGUAUAGCGAUAUCAGACACCACAGAGUUGUUGCCCAAUGGAUGUCCUCAGGACUACAGUGUUGAUUACUUGCUGCCCGAUGAGAACAACUGUUCCAGAUACUAUAAGUGUGUGUAUGGAGGGAAAAUCUUCAUGGAAUGCAAGCAUGGGACCUUGUUUGAUCAUAUUUUUAAGACCUGUUUAUAUCUGGCGACGUGUUACCCAGGAGCAACCACACCACCGACAUAUAGCAUGGCAUUACGUAGGAAAGGAUACGACAGAUAUAUCAAUCACCUCGAUCGAUAG